This is a messenger RNA of Effrenium voratum, 701 nucleotides long. Lineage: Eukaryota; Dinophyceae; Suessiales; Symbiodiniaceae. The record is from the annotation of a GenBank genome assembly.
UCCCACCAAAAGCAGCUUCGCUCGCCAGAGCCUUCUCAACGCAGACAUGGGCCGGCAGUGGGGGCUACUGGCAGCUGCGGCCUGCGCUUGCACCUUGCAAGGUUGCUCUUCAGACGUGCAAUGCUUCCGCAGUGCCAACCAGGUUUGCUACAAGGAAGGCUUUGAGGAGGCGAAGGCUAGCUGCAUGCAGAACAGUACCGCAGGUACCAGGUAUGCUGAGGGCUUCGACGCCGGCUUCAAGAAGGGACAGGCAGACAUCAAGGCGGAAAAGAAGCCCAGCGGCAACUGGAGCGACUAUGCCAGGAAUCUCGUGAUUGACUUUGCGCUUUUGAUCCUGAUUCUUGUGGUGAUCGGCAGGGUGGAGAAGAUGUGGUACAAGCCGCAGGACAAGGUGAUUUGGGGCCACGGGGCGAUGACCAUGGCCUUUGAGGGCCCAGAAAGUUCCCCGGGCUUCUUCGGCCGCCUCUUCGGCCCGAGCGGCCAGACGAGGCCUGGCAACGAAUUCUUCCCCACCGCUGGUGUGCUUGCCUCAAAAUGAGGCAUUUGCUCGUUUCACGAGCCAGCUCAAGAGUUCACUCUUGGAGGGACGAUGCCUACGAAGCAGCGCGCAGACACCAGCAACACUAAGGCAGCAUGCUUAUCGCUUGCUGAGCUCGGGUGCAACAGUGCCACUGUGCUCAAAAAGGCGUGAUGGAUUAGCA